Peronospora matthiolae is the source of this 1113-nucleotide messenger RNA. The record is from the annotation of a GenBank genome assembly. NCBI's taxonomy places the organism in Eukaryota, Oomycota, Peronosporomycetes, Peronosporales, Peronosporaceae.
AUGGGUUUUUUGAAAAAGUCUGAGAUCUCAGUGGGUCUUUCAGGAACUAUCGACAUGGAGGUGGCGCAGGGGAACGCACUAUUCGUGGACGAACGGUACGAAGAAGCUAUAGUGUGCUACACGCGUGAGCUAGAGAAGAACCCAGAAAAUACGGACGCACUAGCCAAGCGUGCCGCGUCGUUCCUGAAGCUGCACAAGCCGCACGAGGCUGCAGCCGACGCUUCACGAGCGACAAGUCUGGACGCUACGCUGUAUAUGGCGUAUAUGCGUCACGGUAUAGCGCUAUUUGAGCUGGAAAAGUACACUGAGGCCAAGCAAGCUUUUGAAUCAGGCAAUGAGGCAGCAAAACUCGUAGAUAAUCACGCGCUGGUCAAGCAGUUCCAGACGUGGAUACGAAAGUGCAAUGUCGAAAUUGAUUGUGGCGGAGACGCAGAGCUCAUUGUUCCUGAUGAAGAGAUAGGUGGUAAGUUGAGCAACCGGAGUAAUGCAGUGGAGGGUGACUUGCUGCGAUUUCAGCCGACGAUUCGUUAUGACUGGUACCAAUCAGGGACCCACGUGACGAUAGCGAUCCUUCAGAAGAAUCUCUCACGCGACGAUGUUAUCGUCACUAUUGAGUCGAAGAAAGUCAUUGUUCGGGUGAGACUGAGUGGAGAGUGGUUCGAGGCGUUGAACAAGGCCCUCUUUGCCGAAGUUGUGCCCGAUCGGAGUUCGUACAAAGUGAUGGGCUCGAAAGUGGAGCUCAAGCUCGAAAAAGCGUACAGCGGCGUGCACUGGGACGACCUCAAGGAAGUAGUGCAUCAUGCAGGUGCGCUGGUUACUGCUGGCCCUGCUGCGGUUGUCGAGACAAAGCGCGAGCACGUAGCGCGUCCAUACGCGAGCAGCCGUGACUGGAACGAGAUCGAGAAGGCCAUCAGGGACGAGUUAGAGGCGGAGAAACCUGAAGGCGAGGAAGCAAUGCAGCAGCUAUUUCGAGAUAUAUAUGCCAAGGCCGACGAGAACACGCGCAAGGCGAUGAACAAGUCUUUUCAAACAUCAGGCGGCACGGUGCUCUCCACGAACUGGAAGGAAGUGUCAAGCAAGGACUACGAGAAGGAGCGGUCGUCAGCCGCGUGA